Messenger RNA from Pelagomonas calceolata, 1838 nucleotides. NCBI's taxonomy places the organism in Eukaryota, Pelagophyceae, Pelagomonadales, Pelagomonadaceae. The record is from the annotation of a GenBank genome assembly.
GAAAAACCCGGCUGCCGGCGGAAAUGCGGCGCCGCGGUCUGCCCGCAAUUGCUCGCUGCACUCGCCCACGAGUCGGUGCGGCUGCACGCGAGAUCAGUGCUCGGGCAGCGCAGCGAGCUCGGGCUGGCUCGGUUGGGCAGCGCCAAGAGCUCAUUGGCAGUCGAGGCGCCAUGCGCGCCGCUCUGGUCGCGUCGCUCGGCGCCCUCGCCGCAGCGUGGGAAGGCGGGCCACGCAGCGCGGCCUGCGCCGUCGCCGCGGACGCGUGCCCGGAAACGGCCCACGCGGGCCUCGCGGCGCUGCGCUGCGGCACGAGCUACUACCCGGACGCCUACUCGUUCGCGACGAACGCGACGCAGACGCGGCUCCGGGACGCGGCGGUGCGCGCGCGCGUCUGCGCCCGGCCGCCGACUCGCGCGGCGCCGCGCCCCGACCUGUCGCUCGGCAAGUUCUUCUACUAUGGCGUCGCCUGGCGCCGCGUCCCUUUUCAAUCAACGCCGUCGAUCCUGGCCCGCGCGUGCCGCGUCGCCCGUGAUUUGGGAGCCACCGUGUGCAGCGGCAGCCCGAUUACUGGUGACGCGCCGGCCUCCUUCUUGACGCGUGUCCGGCGCGACGUCCGUCGCGGGCGGCCGUCCCGCGCCCUCCCGUGGGAGUCGGCCCCGGGAUGUUGUACUAGGGCGGACGGCGAGACACGUCCGCGCACAGGCCACCGCCAAGAAGGAGCGCGACGGCAUCCGCCGCUGCUGGGCGGCGCCGUCCGGCGUCCGGCGUCCGUGAGCGGCUCCUCCCCUGCACCAUCGACGCGACUCCCGCGCAGGCCGUUCCAGCACACGCGCCCCGAGCUCGCGGCCUGGCGCUUCCUGCCUCGCGGGGGAUGCGGCGCGACCCAGGACGACUGGUUCGCGCCGCCGGCCUGCGCCGGCGUCGUCGAUCCGCCGCGAGGCACGGUAGAGAACGACGUCGACCUGCCGCCCGGCCUCUGGCGGCUCGCCGCGGGCGUGCGGCACCGGCUCGCGGGCGCGGGCCCCUGCGCCGCGACGGCGCGGGACCAGCUCCUCGGUCCCCUGCGGCGCGCCGCCGGGCGAGGCCUCACCGCGGGCGUGCACGUGCGACGCGGCGACGCGUGCGAGCGGUUCGGCGACGAGGGCGACCCGACGCUGCGCGCGUGCUACCCCGCCGGCGCGUACGCCGCGGCUCUCCGACGGAUGCGCCGGACGUACGGCGUCCAACGUGUCGCGGUGGCGACGGACUCGCCGACCGUCGUCGGCGUUGUGCCGCGUCCCUUGUUUUUGUUGUUUUCCCUUCCGCGGUCCUCUUCGACCCGUUCUCCGUCGCGGUGACGUUGCGCCGGCUUGUCCCGCGGUCGUCCUCCUCGCUCCCUUCCGGACGCCCCGCGCGAGCCGUCGACGCGCCCCUUUCCGCGCGCAGGCGAGCUCCGCCGGCUGCUGCCCGGGUUCGCCGUCGAGGCCCUCGCCUUCGACAGGCACCGCCUCGGCGGCGCCGAGAACGCGACGCUCGGGCGCCGCGCACCGGCGGCCUUCAUCGAGAACCGGGCGGACCUCGACGCGCGCCACGCGCUCGUCACGUUCCUCGCGGACCUCGAGCUCCUCGCGGCCGCCGACGUGUUCGUCGGCACGGCCGGCACGACCAUCGGCCGCGUCGGGCUCGGCGUUGCUGCCGCACGUACGGCGGGGCGCCCGAAAUUUGGUUUCCACGCAGGCCGGGCUGGUGGCAAUGAUUGGGAGGCUGGGGCGCGUGCCGCCGUUCGAGUUCGUCGAUGGAGCGCCUUCUUCUUCUGCUUCUUCUGUCGUGUAGUUUUGUAGUAGUAUUCUCUUUUUUGG